ACACAUUUGAUCCCAAAUGGAUGUGGUAUAUUCCUUAAUGAGUACUCAUUUCAGUGCAUCAAUACACAAUCAGUUUGUAUUAUGUAACAAAAACAAAAGUUUAACAGUGGUUUUAAUGUUACAUAUUUGUUAACCACUAGUACAUAUCAUCUACCUAUUUAAACGAACACAUACAUUAAGUAACAUAUUCAUAAUUUUACAUAUAUUUUUACCUCACAAAACUUUGUAACAACAUUGGAAUUUGGCAUUAAGAACAUACUACAAGUAACACCUCCAUUUAUCAUAGAAACGAUAUAAAAAAGAUGACUCAAUUGAACAGUUGUCCAUAGGCAAUGUUUAUUUCGACAGACAUCAAGGUCAAAACAGAUGAAACAACAGAACAGUCAACGGCACACGUCGCAGUGAUCAUUACAAUCUCCCUUGUGGCAAUUAGUGUUAUCAUCGCCGUAACCGUCGUCAUAACAUGUCGACGCCAGGGAGACAACAGAAGAAAGUCAACCAGGAGGCCAAAAGCUGGUACUGACCCUGAAAAUCCUGAAGGCGUGCCUUUACUGCCAAGUAUGCUGGAGUGGGAGAUUCAGAAGACAGAAGAAUUAUUUGAAGAGACUGCUAUCUACCAUAAAGUCAAGGAACGUUUAGGGAACUUUAGACAUGUGACAAUAUCUGGUGCUUCAGGGGACGGAAAGACGUCAAUGGCGCUGAUGUUGGGGUCAGAAUACCAGAAGAAAGGGUAUGAACUAUAUUUUGUCCACAACAUUUCAGAAUUCGAGUUAUGUAGUGAAAUACAAGGUAAAUUUCUGUGUUUCAUAUUUGAUGACAUAUUUGGAACAGUAGAAAUAUCAACCGAUUGACCUCACCUCAGACGGAUUUUAGAUAUUCUCAACUCUUACUUUGAGCAGGUGGCAUCUAACUUUUCUAAAUCAUUCCAAUCUAAUGGAAAACUUGACUCUCAUUCAAAUCACAGAGAAAAAGACAUGGGAAACGUUCGUGUCAUAUUUACCACAAAAUCAUACAAUCUUGACCUGGGAAAAAUACACUUGGGAGAAAAUGAGUGUGUGUUUUUCAAAGGAGAUUCAGUCAUUGACCUUACACGGUCUGAGAGUCGCUACACAGUCGAAGAAAAGAAACAGAUGUUUAUAAAACAUAAAACUUAUAACAGUAACAGUAGUUAUUUUGAUUUAGACAAAAUGUGUGGCAUUAAGGAUCAACUGUUUUGCUUCCCGCUCACAUGCAAACUGUUCUUCAGUUUUCCAAAAUCACAUGAUCAAUAUGAAGAUUUUUUUUUAAGACGCCUCUCAGGGCAGAACUGGAAUCUCUGCUAAAAAAAGGUGAAUAACAAGUCAUCAGCACUGAUCCUUAUGUUGCUUUGUGAAGGUAACCUGAACCUUUGCCAUUUGGAAUCAGGCAGCCAAACGCUUGAGAAACAUCUCUCCACAGUCUCAAGUGUAGUUAGUGGUGUUGACAGUGCAGAGAUUAUCAGUUGCGUGAAGGGAUUUUUCGGUACAUUUUUUACCAAAGCAGACAUCACCAUUAUUUCACACCCAGCAAUCUAUGAUGCCUGUGCCUUUGUCUAUUGCAAAAUCAAUUGUGCUUUUGUAUUACGACACUGCAGCAUACAAUUCCUGUACGAACGUGUUCAGGCCCAAACAGUACCUGCAUGCGAGACUGAUGAGGAUAGGCAUGUGAUCUAUGUAUCAGAUGCCUACAAUGACAUCAUUGCUUCAAGACUGGCAGGGGCUGUGAGGGAGGGGGACUAUCGGAUGUCUAUCAUGCACCCUAUAUUGGAAAGACAUGAUAUAGUGGAUAAGGUCCUUGCUGCAGUCAAACCCUUCCUGACUUCAGUGACAUAUGAACAUGGUAACAACGUAUUUCAUUAUGCCUGUUAUUCGGGAAAUGUGUACAUUGUACGUAAACUCCUUCCUUUUUGUGACAUCAACAGUUAAGGAAGCUGGUUGGACGCCAGUAAUGAUAGCUGUGAUGCUGGGGCCGGAGGGUGUCUUUCACAUUAUUGUGUCAGAGGGAGCUGACAUCACACUGGCCGAUAAAGAGAACAAUAGCUGUCUUCACCUGGCAUGCAUACGCAUACAUAGGUCAUUAGUAGAAUACCUACUGCAAAAUAAUGACAUAAACAUCAGAGGAAAAAUGGGAUGGACACCACUGAUGACUGCAGCUUUGAUUGGAAGGAAAGA
Haliotis rufescens (red abalone) is the source of this 2189-nucleotide messenger RNA. RefSeq lists its product as uncharacterized. Bases 333 to 851 code for a protein of 172 amino acids. The transcript has 4 exons. The record is from RefSeq and is a predicted model, not a curated record. NCBI's taxonomy places the organism in Eukaryota, Metazoa, Mollusca, Gastropoda, Lepetellida, Haliotidae.